This is a messenger RNA of Pungitius pungitius (ninespine stickleback), 1447 nucleotides long. RefSeq names its product EF-hand domain family, member D2 (gene efhd2). The transcript is spliced from 4 exons. Bases 275 to 967 code for a protein of 230 amino acids. Gene Ontology annotation, molecular function: calcium ion binding. The record is from RefSeq and is a predicted model, not a curated record. Lineage: Eukaryota; Metazoa; Chordata; Actinopteri; Perciformes; Gasterosteidae.
AGUUCACACAAGCACGCAUAUUGAGAGAGGGCCUCUAUCUUCACCGGGCCGUAAUGAAUGAUGGGAUAUGCAGCGUCGCGAUGGUCCUCCAAAUCACCGACUGGAGGAGCCAACGAAGUGGCGUGAGAUAACCUCGUCGCAGCUGAAGUGACGCCAUUGGUUGACGCCUCUUCAGAAAUGUGAAGCAGCUCCAGCUACUGUCUUCAUAAAGGAAGCUGUCACUCCCGCGGUUCGCGUCGUUGCUUCGUCGCUUGAAUAGAAACCCAGUUAGAAAAUGGCAACGGACGAGCUUUCUUCCAAGCUUAGCCGCCGGCUCCUGAUCGAAGAAGGAGCCGAGGAUCCUGUUGCUGUGGACGUCCAGAACGCGUCGGAGGAGAAACCAAGUAGUGUGAACGCGGACUCUGAGCUGGGCGCUAAGCUGGUGAGGCGAGGCGAGCUGAACGAAGGGCUGGGUGAGCAGCACCAGCCCAGCCUCAAGGUGUUCAACCCCUACACCGAGUUCAAAGAGUUCUCCCGGAACCAGAUAAAAGACAUGGAGAAGUUGUUCAAAACGCAUGAUGCUGGGAAAGACAACUACAUCGACCUGAUGGAACUGAAGCUGAUGAUGGAGAAGCUCGGAGCUCCACAGACACACAUUGGUUUGAAGAACAUGAUCAAGGAGGUGGAUGAGGACCUGGACAACAAAUUGAGCUUCAGAGAGUUCUUGCUCAUCUUCAGGAAGGCAGCAGCAGGAGAACUGGCAGAGGACAGUGGCCUCGGUGUCCUCACUCGCCUCUCUGAAAUUGAUGUCUCUACAGAGGGGGUCAAAGGAGCUAAGACUUUCUUUGAAGCCAAGGUCCAGGCCAUCAAUGAGUCCAACCGGUUCGAAGCUGAGAUCCGCCAAGAGCAGGAGGAAAAGAAGAAGCAGGUUGAGGAGCAGAAACAGAGACGUACUGCCUUCAAAGAACUCCGCUCAGCCUUCAAGUGAGCUCCUCUCUUCCCCCCUGUUCAACCGACUGGCUACAAAAGUCUGCACUGCUUUCUGAUGAAUCUGCUCAGUAACCCACACACAUUCUGAAACAUUAACAACAUAAGAUUAGUAAAUCCUAGAUGUUCACACAUCAAAACACUACUUGAUGUGGACGUAACCAACUGUAGCUGAAAUCUGUCCUGUUUUUAUGUAAACUGGUGAUAAGUGCACUUAGCUUGGCUACCGUGUAUGCCGUUUCUUUUUUAGAGCUUUAUUUGACUCAAUCCAGAACUCUGUAAAACCACAAUGGAUCUGAAGCCAUCUUUCAAAGGGCUACAUUUUUACAGUCCUCUUUGAAAUGGUAUAAGAUAGUGUUGGGUUGGUAUGGAGUAGAUUUUGGUAUUGGCUGUGGAGCUGUUCAUUCUUAAGCACCACCAUGAUUUGUAUUGACCCUCUCUAACAUUACAUUUAAAAAAAAAAAAAACGGUUUCCGCUUAU